AGACGCAGAAACUAAGGAAACGAGCUUUUUGUUCACGGAAGUGACGUCGAAACAUGCCGGAAGUGGCUCGGCGCGCGUCGCGUUGCCAGGGUUACGCUCAGGGCACAGCUGAUCGUCAGGCAUGAGAGAGACCAGAUCCCCAUACUAUACACCCCGGGAGGUGUCCAGGCACCGGACCAUCAACGACCUAUGGGUGUCCUACCUGGGCCGGGUGUACGACCUCACCCCACUGGCCGAGAAGCACAGAGGUGACAUCUUAUUGAAGCCGAUCAUUGAGGCCGCAGGAAAGGACAUCAGUCAUUGGUUCAAUGUGAAGACCAGAGAUGUCAAGACCUACAUAGACCCACAAACUGGCUGCCUGAAAUACUACACACCUCAGGGACGCUUCCUCCACGUGCCACCCUCCUUCCCUUGUUCAGAUUGGGACACCGACUUUGGCCGCCCAUGGUGGCGAGACCCCUCCUAUGAAGUUGGUAUCUUGUCAUCCAAAACUCGGAUCAUCCGAAUCAUCAACACGUUAACAUCUCAAGAGCACAGUCUAGAGGUGUGCUCUGAGGAGACUAUAUGGGAGAUCCUGGCCCGGUAUUUGCCAUACAAUGCUCACGCUGCCAGCUACACGUGGAAAUAUUGCGGGGUGCCUCUGAAUAUGGAGAAGACACUGGAGCAGAACGGGGUACGGGAUGAGGACGAGGAGUUUGAGGAGUUGAAGAUGGAUUCUGAUUCUCACACCGCCAGCCUACACCUGUAUUUCAAUGAUGAUCUGACAGAACUAUGAUGGGCAAGGAUGACGCCAAAUCCUCAUCUCUCCAUGUUGAUGAUGAUUGUCCAUAUGAUGUGUAGAAGCCAAUCUAUAAGUGAGUCACUCUGCCUAAAGUAACCGAUCCGGACAGGUCACGUGCCAUCUUCUGAUAUGCCGAAUAAAAAUACCUUUUAUAAUA
Hyla sarda is the source of this 938-nucleotide messenger RNA. Its product is annotated as cytochrome b5 domain-containing protein 1. The transcript is spliced from 4 exons. The coding region runs from base 122 to 775 and encodes 217 amino acids. NCBI's taxonomy places the organism in Eukaryota, Metazoa, Chordata, Amphibia, Anura, Hylidae. The record is from RefSeq and is a predicted model, not a curated record.